Molecule: messenger RNA, 2410 nt
Organism: Hevea brasiliensis (rubber tree)
Lineage: Eukaryota; Viridiplantae; Streptophyta; Magnoliopsida; Malpighiales; Euphorbiaceae
Product: 3-hydroxy-3-methylglutaryl-coenzyme A reductase 1-like
Exons: 4
Coding region: 21-2081 (686 amino acids)
Biological process (GO): isoprenoid biosynthetic process; coenzyme A metabolic process; sterol biosynthetic process
Cellular component (GO): peroxisomal membrane; endoplasmic reticulum membrane
Molecular function (GO): hydroxymethylglutaryl-CoA reductase (NADPH) activity; protein binding
Source: RefSeq, a predicted model, not a curated record
AGGAAUUAGGUGCCAAAUAGAUGGAUCGCAUCGCAAGAGCGAAGGAGAGUGAGGAAAAUGCCAAGGGACACGUCACGUACGCCACAUGUGUGGGCACUAGGCUCCCGCUCCCUUCUUAUAAAAUUGUCGCAGACGUCCUAAAACUCCGCUCACCGUUGGUUCCUCCUGCUACCGCCAACACACAUGCGCACACGAACGACGAGUCUUCUACCUCUUUCACACCCUGGAAAAUCAUCAUAAUAACUAACACUACUUCUACUAAAAAAGGAGAAUUUCUACUCCUCUCCCUAUCCUGCGCCGGCAUAUUUUACAUGGACACCUUCCGGCGACUACCCAAGCCACUGCGCUCCACCGCCCCACAUGGCAACCUCCGCAAACGAAAGCAUUCUGCUGUCGUUGACGACCGAUCUCCAUCAACCGCUCCGAAAGCGUCGGACGCGCUUCCGCUGCCACUCCACCUGACCAACGCCGUUUUCUUCACGCUGUUCUUCUCGGUGGCGUAUUACCUCCUUCACCGGUGGCGAGACAAGAUCCGCAACUCUAUUCCCCUUCACAUUGUCACUCUCUCUGAAAUUGCUGCUAUUGUAUCCCUCAUUGCCUCCUUCAUUUACCUCCUUGGAUUCUUCGGCAUCGACUUUGUUCAGUCAUUCAUCGCACGCGCCUCCCAUGACGUGUGGGAACUUAACGAUACAAAUCCUAACUACCUCAUCAACGAAGAUCACCGCCUCGUUACUUGCCCUCCUGCAAAUAUCUCUACCAAGACUAACAUUGUAUCCGCACCUCCCAAAUUGCCUGCUUCGGAACCUAUAAUUACACCUUUAGCCUCGGAGGAAGACGAAAUGAUCGUCAACUCCAUCGUGAAUGGAACGAUUCCAUCUUAUUCUCUGGAAUCCAAGCUAGGGGACUGCAAGCGAGCGGCUGCGAUUCGACGCGAGGCUUUGCAGAGAAUGACGGGGAGGUCGCUCGAAGGCUUGCCUCUAGAAGGGUUCGAUUACGGGUCGAUUUUAGGGCAAUGCUGUGAAAUGCCAGUGGGGUACGUGCAGAUUCCGGUGGGGAUUGCGGGUCCUUUGUUGCUGGACGGGCGGGAAUACUCUAUUCCGAUGGCGACCACGGAGGGUUGUUUGGUAGCGAGCACCAAUAGAGGGUGUAAGGCGAUCUACUUGUCAGGUGGGGCCACCAGCGUCUUGUUGAAGGAUGGGAUGACAAGAGCGCCUGUUGUUAGAUUCGGGACGACUACUAGAGCCGCGGAGUUGAAGUUCUUCUUGGAGGAUCCUCACAAUUUCGACGCUCUGGCCGUCGUUUUCAACAGGUCCAGUAGAUUUGCGAGGCUCCAAGGCAUUCAAUGCUCUAUUGCCGGCAAGAAUCUUUAUAUCAGAUUCAGCUGCAGCACCGGCGAUGCAAUGGGGAUGAACAUGGUUUCCAAAGGGGUUCAAAAUGUUCUUGAAUUCCUUGAAAGUGAUUUUGCUGAUAUGGAUGUCAUUGGCAUCUCAGGAAAUUUUUGUUCGGACAAGAAACCUGCCGCUGUAAACUGGAUUGAAGGACGUGGAAAAUCAGUUGUUUGCGAGGCAAUUAUCAAGGAAGAGGUGGUGAAGAAGGUGUUGAAAACUGACGUUGCCUUAUUAGUGGAGCUCAAUAUGCUCAAGAAUCUUGCUGGUUCUGCUGUUGCUGGUGCUCUGGGAGGAUUUAACGCCCAUGCAGGCAACAUUGUUUCUGCAAUCUUUAUUGCCACUGGCCAGGAUCCAGCACAGAAUGUUGAAAGUUCUCAUUGCAUUACCAUGAUGGAAGCUGUCAACGAUGGAAAGGAUCUCCACAUCUCUGUGACCUUGCCUUCCAUUGAGGUGGGUACAGUUGGAGGGGGAACUCAACUUGCAUCUCAGUCUGCUUGUCUGAAUUUGCUUGGUGUGAUGGGUGCAUGCAAAGAGUCGCCAGGUUCAUACUCGAGGCUCCUGGCCACCAUAGUGGCUGGUUCAGUUUUGGCUGGGGAGCUCUCCCUGAUGUCUGCCAUUGCAGCUGGGCAGCUUGUCAAGAGUCACAUGAAGUACAACAGGUCCAGCAAAGAUGUAUCCAAAGCUGCAUCUUAGUGGGAAGAACCUGGUCCCAGCGAUGCAAAACGAUCUACAAAUGAGAAGUGGCGGAUACUGUGUGUGUGGGGGAGGGAAAUUAAAGGCUGUUGGCGCUCACGUGAGAUUGUUUAACUUUCGUAGCAGUAAAGUUUGCUAUUAUAUGAAGUUUGGAGAUAGGAAUGAACGCUGCUACUCAUGUUUUGCCUCUCCCAUCUUACUUCUAACUUCUCUCUCUCUCUCUCAUCUCCAAUUGACCUGUGAGCAAGAGGUAUCCCUAGCUUUGGUUUUGGUUCAAAUCAUUUUUAUGUAAAAGGUUAUGGCUUUAAAAGAGCUUCACGCGGAUCAAA